AUGGACGCAACCGAGCUAAAGAGAGUGUUCCAGAUGUUCGACAGGAACGGGGACGGGAAGAUCACCAGGAAGGAGCUGAGCGACUCGCUGCAGAAUUUGGGGAUCUACAUUCCGGAGGGGGAUCUCACGCAGAUGAUAGAGAAGAUCGACGUCAACGGCGACGGGUUCGUCGACAUGGACGAGUUCGGGGAGCUUUACCAGACGAUAAUGGACGAGCGCGACGAGGAGGAGGACAUGCGGGAGGCAUUCAACGUCUUCGACCAGAACGGCGACGGGUUCAUCACCGUUGAUGAGCUCAGAUCUGUGCUGGCCUCCCUCGGGCUCAAGCAAGGCCGGACCGUCGAGGACUGCCGCAAGAUGAUCAUGAAGGUCGACGUCGACGGCGAUGGGAUGGUGAAUUUCAAGGAGUUCAAGCAGAUGAUGAAAGGCGGCGAGACCUCCUUUGCCGAUUCUACCCCUUCGAUUCGCACCGUCAACGUCGCCACCGUGAAAAUUAUCGGGAAGAACAACCGGGUCCUCAUCGAAUCGCAUCAGGAGCUUUCCGACGGGACGGUGAGGAGCCGACACCGGCCCUUGUCGGAGAAGAUGAAGCCCGAUGAGAGCCCUGAUUCUGCCGUCCUGCGGGCGAUCCGAGAGGAGCUCGGGUCGAUUGCCGGUGGGGAAGUGCGGAUUGUGUCGGGUUCGUACAGGGAGAAGGUGGAGGAGAGGUGUUCGGCUUCGUACCCUGGUUUGCCGGCGAGAUAUAUGUUGUACUCGGUGGACGCGAUUGUGGACGGGCUGCCGGACGACGAUUUUGUGACAGAGGAAGGGGAUGAGUAUGGGGAUUCGGAGGAUAAGAAGGUUGCCGAUCAAGCUGUGACUGUUAGAAAGCAUUUCUGGAAAUGGAAAAGGAUCGCUCGCCUCUGCGUGCCUGAGAGCCAGUUAGCCUCUCGGGACAAGAUCGAGCUGAAAAGCUUGGAUGUGGAUCUAGACAAGGAAGUUGACGGCCCUGUGGAAGAAAAUACUGGUGUAUCAGAAGCGGAGUCAAAUCUAGAACCAUACGUUGGCAUGGAAUUUGAAUCUGAAGAUGAUGCCAGAAAUUUUUACGUCGAGUAUGCUAGACGGGUUGGAUUUUUUGUGCGUGUUAUGCAACGUCGCCGUUCUGGGGUUGAUGGAAGGACUCUUGCUCGUAGACUUGGAUGCAACAAACAGGGAUUCUCGCCUAAUAAUAAGGGCAGACUUGUACAAGAUAAGAAGCCACGAUCAAGUGCCCGUGAGGGGUGCAAAGCAACAAUCUUAGUUAAAUUGGAGAAGUCAGGAAAAUGGGUUGUCACAAGAUUUGAAAAGGAACAUAAUCACCCCUUGGUUGCAACUGCCAAUGGUUUCAAUGCAGCGGGUGACAAGGACAAGAAAAUUGAAGAGCUUACCAAAGAGCUGGAUCUCCAGGAUCAUUUAUGUUCAGUUUAUAAAGAGAAGUUACUUAGUUUUAUCAAAAGUGUUGAGGACCAAACAGAAGAAUGGUCUUCCAAAAUCCAAGUUAUUGUUGACAAUGUGAGGAAAGUUGAAUCUGAGGUACAAAAACAGUCCCACAAUAGAUAG
Messenger RNA from Linum tenue, 1578 nucleotides. The record is from the annotation of a GenBank genome assembly. Lineage: Eukaryota; Viridiplantae; Streptophyta; Magnoliopsida; Malpighiales; Linaceae.